GUGGGCUUCUCCUUCCUAUGCAAUGCCACUGGGCGUCUGUUCACCAAGGGACAGAUCAGCCUAAGUGAUGUGGACGCCAACUAUGACCCAAUAUAUUGCGUGAUGAAGGUGAGCCAUGGGACAGGGAGGUACUCUGCACAUCUUUUGAAGGAAGCGAUCAUCAAGCACUAUGAGUGGUGCAAGCUCUAUCCAUGUGGUAUCACUUCAUGCAUGCAGUGCAUACAGGACUGGGCGCUGAAGCUGGGAAAAGCACUUCAACGACUUGUCAGCAGGUUUCGCCGCUUGUACCGGCUUGCAGCCUCCUCCAAGAAGUCCAACAUCCG
Messenger RNA from Durusdinium trenchii, 323 nucleotides. NCBI's taxonomy places the organism in Eukaryota, Dinophyceae, Suessiales, Symbiodiniaceae. The record is from the annotation of a GenBank genome assembly.